Ichthyophthirius multifiliis is the source of this 1368-nucleotide messenger RNA. Its product is annotated as MORN repeat protein. The record is from RefSeq and is a predicted model, not a curated record. The transcript is spliced from 3 exons. Lineage: Eukaryota; Ciliophora; Oligohymenophorea; Hymenostomatida.
AUGUUUCCUUUUGCACAUGAAGUUCCAGUUUAAGAAUUUUGUUGUUGUUAUGGCAGUUUAUGUAAUGUUCCUGAAGAAUUAAUUUAAUAGAUUAUAUAAAAAAAUUUACUUCCGAAUACAUAGGUGAUAGAUGCUUUCGAAUUUUUACUUUUUGUUGAUUAAUACAUUUUUUUUUUUGAUGAAAAUGGUAAAAUAAAAGAAAACUAAAUUUAAAAUUUGUCAAAAAUUUUUAGUGAUAAAAAACAUUUCGGACCUUUAAAAAUCGCCAAAAAUACAUAUAUUUUUUAUCCUUCAGGAGUAAUUUUUUAAGGUACAUUGGAUUCAAAAGGUUUUAAAUAGGGUUUAGGGAAAUUAUCUAAAGAAGAUAUUUAUAUUUUUGAAGGGGAAUUUUAGGAUGACUUGGCUAUAAAUAAAGGGAAGGAAACAAAAAAUAAUUGCGAAUAUAUAGGAGAUUUCAAAAACGGUUUAUACCAUGGUUUUGGUGUUUUGAAAUUUCCAAAUGGAAGGGUUUAUAAGGGAAAAUUUUAUGAGCAUUAAUAUAAUGGGUUGGGGGAGCUUUUGAAUGAAGAUGGAAUUCUAUAUGUUGGUGAUUGGAGCUUUGGAAAUUUGAAAGAAGGAAAAAUUAUUUAUUAGGAUAAUUCCUAUUAUUAAGGAGAAUUGAAGAAUAUUUAUUUUAGAAAUGGAGAAGGUACUGUUUAGUAUUUAAAUGGUAGCAAGUUUGAGGGUUUUUGGGUUAAUGAUAUGUAGAUCAAUGGAACAUUUUUUUACGAUAUGAAGAUUUUGGAAUAUUUUUAUAAAGGAGAUUUCAUAAAUGGGGUCCCAUAAGGAAAUGGGGUAUUUUAGUAUCCUUCUGGAGGAAAUUAUGAAGGGGAGGUUAAAAAUGGAUAAAGAGAAGGGUUUGGGAUUUAUGUUUAUGCGAAUAAAAAUAAAUAUAUAGGGCAUUGGGUUGGUAAUAAUUAGGAGGGGGACGGAAAAUUUUACUUUUUGGAAAAAGAUGCCAAUUAUGGAGAUGUUUAUAGUGGAUAAUUUUCAAAAGGUAAAUUUUAAGGGUUUGGGUAGUAUAUUUAUGGUAAAUCAGGGAAACAAUAUAUAGGAUAUUGGUAAAAAGAUAAAUGGCAUGGAAAUGGAAAAAUUAUUGGAAAAGAUGGAAAUAUACUAAAAAUUGGAUUUUGGUAAAAAGAUAAGUUUUUUAAAUAAAUUAAUGAAAAAAAUCUUGGAUUUCCUGAAGGGUGGGAAAAAUAUAUUGUUAAACUUAAUUAAUGAAAAAUAAUGAAAAAGUUUUAUUGAAGAAGAUAUCUUAUUUUAAAUUAUAUAAAAAAAAAGAUGCUUUCUUAUCACUUUUAUGUAAAAAAAUACUUUUUGAUUAUA